UUCCCUGCUUGGACUUAACAUUGAAAACAUAAGCAAAAAACAUUGUUAAAGAUUUUCAAUUUACACUAGAUGAAAUCUGAAUUUAUUCAAAUCUGGUAAAUAAAUCCAAUCGAAAAUGAAUCGCGUGCUGGAGGAUGUCAUCCAGAAGAACUCGGCCAAUACGGAGCGAAUAACGGCUGAGAAUACACUGGGCUACGUGGUAUCUGACAACCUAUCAGGCAAUGUGGCUGCCACGUCCUUUGACAACACCAGCGCCCAGGGCAUAGUGAAGCACAUGAAUAUCCUGUUGGCAGGACUUGUGCAGAGCGCCGUCCGUGAUCUGGAUCCAUCGAAUUCGCUCUGUUAUCUGCGUGUACUCACUCGCAAAUUCGAGUAUCUCGUUGCACCCGAGGAGGUGUUUACUAUCACCGUAAUACAAUAAACACACAGUGAAAAGAG
Drosophila navojoa is the source of this 438-nucleotide messenger RNA. Its product is annotated as dynein light chain 7b. The record is from RefSeq and is a predicted model, not a curated record. NCBI's taxonomy places the organism in Eukaryota, Metazoa, Arthropoda, Insecta, Diptera, Drosophilidae.